AGUGACGUCGUUUUGGAUUCCCCCAUUUUUGAAUCCGAAACGACGUCGUAUAAAUUAUGCAGCUUCUCCGUUUUUGGGAUAGGAGGCAAAACGACGUCGUUGGUUUCUUCCUCUAGGUCUCUAAGUGCAUGCAUCGCAGAAAGGAAGAAAACUGAGACCAGAAGCUCAAAUCCAUGGCGAUUCAUAGGGGAGGGAAAAGCUCUUCCGCUUCGUCUUCAUCGCCAUGCGCCCAUCUCAGAACUGCUUACCACAAUUGCUUCAACAGGUGGUAUUCAGAGAAGUUCUUGAAGGGUCAGUGGGACAAAGAAGAAUGUGUUUCCGAGUGGCAAAAAUACCAAUCUUGCCUCUCUCAACAUCUAGAAGAUAAGAAUUUGAGCAGCUUUUUGGAAGGCAAAGGAGCUGCGGAUUCAUCCAAUCAAGCUGAUUCUGGAAGCCCAGUUGGUGGUGCUUCCACUGGUGUUUCUCAGUAAUCUAUAUUGAAUCUAUGCUCUAUAGAAUAGACCAUGAUAAUGGAAAGGUGAUUGGUAGAAAUUUGAUUGAAUUGUUCAUACAAUUUUCUGUUGUGUUGUCUAUUUAAUCCUCCCAGAAAUGUGUUUGAUUGAAUUAUACUGCACUUUCAAAUUGGGUUCUGAAAUUUUGUUUGGAAAUUUGAAGUUGGGACUUGCAUGGAUUCAUGAUUAGAAACUUAUUAUAUAUGAUUGUGUAGAAGUGGUUAGCCACAUUCACUCCAUUUUUGUUAUAGGUGAAGGAAUGUUGCUUUUCAUGGGCGGUUUCUCUUGUAAUGGGGAUUAGUUUCUCUUGUUAGAUUGCCAGAAAGUUUGAGGGAGGAAAAAAAGAAAAGGAAAAUAGAAAUAGAUUUAAAGUUAAUAAAUUAUUUUUAUAUAUUACUUUAAAUCAUUUAUUUUAUUUUUAAAUUCUUAUAUAUAAAGAUUAAAUAAUUUAAAAAUACUUAAAUUUUUAAUUAAUGUUCAUUAUAUUCAAUAUAUAUAUUUUUAAUUUCUAACCAUAAAACCAAAUAUGAGAAAAUCAUUUUUCUUUAAUUUUUUUAGUACUUUCUUGAAACCAAAGAUAGCAUAAAACUCAAUACAACAUUCCUUAUUAGGGUUCAAGAUAGCAUGUAGUUUGUGAUACAAAAAAAAAGUGAAGUAUCAAGGAAUAGUCAUUUGGCAGUAAUUUGUGUUUAACCAAGAGUAUUAUCGCAAGUCAAACUGAACUCACUUAAACUAGUGUAAACUCCUUCUCAUGUGUUCCAUAGACCCAAAAAUCAUCAAUAAGACGACUAAUCUUUCUGGUUAUGAUCUGGGAACAUUUAUAUGCUUAGCUUUCUCAGUCUUUGGACACUUCAGGGGGUUCCUUCAAAAUGAAGGGACCACCAUGUUCAUGGAUUUUCCUUGCCUCUGAGAUGAACCUAACAUGUUUUGUGAAGUAAUUGGCUUUGGAAGAGAAAAUGGGUUGUUCUUAUUGAUGGUAUUCACUGUGUUGUUUUCAGAAAAAUCAACAAACUUCUCAGAGAAGCUGGUUGGAGGCCUAGGAACAUGUUGGCUGCUUGUUUGGACCUCAUGCCUACUCAUCCCUGAACCUCAAUACCCUUCUACUAGACCAAGUCGCAGUUGGGUAAGGCUUCAUCUUGAUCUUGUUUCACAGAGAUGAUCUUGGCUUCCAUUGAGUGUUGUAUCUUAGAGACCUUGAGAGAAGCCACCCAGAUUUGUUCAAGGUGGUUUCAGAUAUCUAGUUAUAUGAAUCUUUGUAAUUUGAUGCAGAACACCCAUUGUUUCUCACUGAGGCCGACCAAUUUCAUUUGAUACCACAUGUUUUAAGGUUGAUAAAUUAGGCUACUUGACAUUUUUCUA
This is a messenger RNA of Vitis vinifera (wine grape), 1850 nucleotides long. RefSeq lists its product as uncharacterized. The coding region runs from base 174 to 470 and encodes 98 amino acids. The record is from RefSeq and is a predicted model, not a curated record. The transcript is spliced from 3 exons. Lineage: Eukaryota; Viridiplantae; Streptophyta; Magnoliopsida; Vitales; Vitaceae.